AUGCCGAGGUAUCCUCGUCAACUAGCACUCUCAACACCCUCGUUUCGCAGUACACUCCUAACCGCAAACUCCAUCACGCGCCACGGCCUACACGCAACUCGUCUAUUCUCUACUACGCGCUUUCAGCAACAAGCUACCAUCGAGGGGCUGACGGAUGUUCUACCCGUCUGCUGCCCAGGGUGUGGCGCUUUUUCGCAAACAGUUGAGCCAGAUGAACCGGGUUACUAUGGCGCGAGCCGGAAGCAAACUCGGAAACUCCUCGUCUCCAGGCAGAAAGCAAUCGAAGAACGAAAUACAGAGCUAGGAUCCGAAGGAAUACCGACCUUGCAAGAUGAGCUCUCGGUGGAUGACUCUCAUGGGAAGGGGGAGAUGGUGGCCCCUCGGCCUAUCCAAGGUGCUCUAUUGGAUGAGGCAGAGAAUCCGGACACGCCCUCUAUUGAAUCGCCGACCCGAACUACCCAUGUCUGCGAUCGAUGCCAUGAUCUCAUCCAUCAUAAUAAAGCGAUUGCCGCGCCCAAACCAGAUACUCUUGCGAUACGAGAUUACUUGAAGGAAUCUCCCUACAAGGACAACCGUGUCUACCAUGUCAUCGAUGCUGCCGAUUUUCCCAUGUCCCUCGUUCCACGAAUUCAUGAUGCACUGUCAGUCAAGGGCCAGCGGUCAUUAAACCGACGUGCUUCACAUGAAAAGUACUAUGGCGGCCAGAAACUGCCUAGUCUCAGUUUUAUAAUCACACGCUCGGACUUGCUAGCAGCAACUAAAGAGCAGGUGGACUCGAAGAUGGAGUAUGUCCGCAAUCAGCUUCGUGCUGCUCUUGGAAGAGCAGGGAGGGAUGUUCGAUUAGGCAAUGUCCAUAUGGUUAGUGCGCAUCGCGGAUGGUGGACAAAGCAGGUUAAGGAAGAAAUUCGACAACAUGGCGGUGGUAUAUGGGUUGUUGGAAAGGCAAAUGUGGGAAAGAGCAGCUUUAUCGAAGCUUGUUUUCCUAAGGACCAGCGAACCAUCGAAAACAUGGCCCAAUGGAUUGAAGAGCAACGAGAGAAAGCUGAAGUCCCGAACCAACGACAGGCAUAUCUACACGAUCCAAACAGCAUUUUACCCCCUGCACCUCACGAAGACCAAUUCCCUGUCCUUCCGGUCGUGUCUUCCAUGCCAGGAACAACGGUCUCGCCUAUUCGCAUUCCUUUCGGUCGUGGCAAAGGCGAGGUUAUUGACCUGCCAGGCAUGGAGCGUGGCCAGCUCGAGGACUUCGUUCGAGACGAACAUAAACGGGAUCUGAUCAUGACCAAGCGAAUAAAACCUCAACGAUGUACCAUCAAACCCGGUCAAUCACUUCUUCUUGGCGGUGGACUCGUACGGCUCACUCCCGUGAACCCGGAGCACACGCUUCUUGCUGCUUGUUUCAUUCCCAUUGAAACUCAUCUUACGAAAACCGAGAAAGCCAUUGAAAUCCAAACCGAGCAACGAGCAUACCCUGGCACAGUUCUGAUGAGUGAAGGGACUGGUAGCACCAUGAAAUCCGCCGGGAAAUUCGAUUUGAAAUGGGAUACUACACGCUCAAAUCUACCCACAUCUAUUGCCAAGGCAGUAAAGGAUCGCAAAAUCCCUAUUCCCCAGCUGCCAUACCAGGUUAUGUCUGCCGAUAUUCUUGUGGAGGGCUGCGGAUGGAUUGAAGUCAGUGUGCAAAUUCGCGCCAAACACAACCCCGAAGAGCCGCCCAUUUAUCCUCGAGUUGAGGUAUUCACCCCGAACGGCAAACACAUCGGGUCUCGUGAACCAAUGGAAUGUUGGAAUUUUAUCGCUGAGAAGCUCAAAGCAGACAAACGGAAGAGACCGCGUAUGAGGUACCGUUAUAGUUGA
This is a messenger RNA of Penicillium manginii, 1857 nucleotides long. RefSeq lists its product as uncharacterized. Gene Ontology annotation, cellular component: mitochondrion. Bases 1 to 1857 code for a protein of 618 amino acids. The record is from RefSeq and is a predicted model, not a curated record. NCBI's taxonomy places the organism in Eukaryota, Fungi, Ascomycota, Eurotiomycetes, Eurotiales, Aspergillaceae. The transcript has 2 exons.